AGGAUGGCAGCCAUCAAAGCACUAGAGCAAUGGUGCAAAAUUCAAUGUGAUGGAUACAGAGAUGUGACAAUCACAAAUAUGACGACCUCGUUCAGGGACGGACUGGCAUUUUGUGCACUUAUCCACAAGCACAGACCGGACCUCAUAAACUAUGCCUCUCUCAGUAAGGAAAAUGUUUACGAUAACAACAACUUGGCAUUCCGUGUGGCGGAAGAUUACCUGGGAAUCCCUGCUUUGCUGGAUGCAGAGGACAUGGUGGCCCUCAGGAUUCCCGACCGACUCAGCAUUCUCACCUAUGUGUCCCAGUAUUACAACUACUUCAAUGGCCGCUCACCCAGUGGGGGUGUGGGAGGGGUUAAAAGACCUGCUGAGGGCUCCAAAGAGGAGCCGUCUGGGAAGAAGAACUUGCCAGUAACUGCCAAGCCUCUCCUCCACAAACCUGUCACAGAGAAGCGGUCACCACCCACCAUUGCUGUCACUACACCCUUCAGACCACCGCCCAAAGCAGCCGCCCCAGCUGACCAAAAGAUGGUUUUGGUUGAGAGCUCCAAUAAGCCUGGGACCCUGAGCAGUACCUGUGCGGUUUGUAAACACCACGUUCAUCUUGUUCAGCGCCACCUGGUGGAUGGGAGGCUCUACCACAGAAGCUGCUUCAAGUGCUGCGAAUGCUCUAAUGUUCUCCUCUCUGGAGCCUAUAAGGCUGGGCCUGAGCCGGGAACAUUUGUGUGCAUUGCUCACCAGAGUAUCCAGAAAGGCAGCAAGACGACUGCAGCUGUAACUAAAAGCAAUAGCAGCCCCACCUCACGCCCCGUCUCUGUGCUGUCCACGCCCAUCGUUGUGAGCGCAAAGCCCAUUGAACCACCCCCUGCCAUCAAACCCUGGACCCCCUCGGCUCAGAAGACGCAGGCUGCCCGCCAGAGGUUUUUCCUGUCCUCCCCCAGCACGGCUGACCCUCCACUCCCCAGCAGGGGUGUUGUAACUGCCCCGGAGACCGCAGCCCUGAGCAGGGAAGUCCAAAAAGGCGUGGACGACAAACACAGAGCUGGGUCGUCAGUGACAAAGAAAAUGGCCGAGGGAAAUACCAACAAUAACAAUACAUCAUCCUAUUCAGAUCUCAAGGCUGCAGACAGCCGGGCUGGAAACCGUCUUUCUGGUGACACUUCCAGCUGGAAGUACAACCAUGGAACAGCAGGACUGAAGCCUUUGUCUCAUCUCCAAACCACCACCAACAAGGAGGCACCUUUUCUGAAGACUACCAACAAGGAAUCUCAAAGCACCAUCUCCUCCCACACCAAAAAUCUUGGUACCUUGGAAACACCAGCAGACUGGAGAGCAAAGCUUAAACCAGUGUCAAAUGGGCAAAGACUACACCUGUUGAUACCUCCUGCUUCACCCAUCUCUGUAAUGAUGGACUGGCUAAGAGUACAGCCACUGUCCUUCUCCCCCAUCCUCACAAGUCCCAAGGAUACAUUGAGUUCCCCCCAGAUGACCAUUUUCCAGUUUUCCACUCAGACUUUCCUAAAAUUUAAGAGGACUACAGAUUAUACAAACAACCCCACUUUCACGUCUGAGAAAACAAACGAUGAAUCUCUGUCAAAGCCGUUCCUCAAUGUCGUGACCGAAGGCUCUCUGCCACCUCUGCCUGCUGUGGUUCCCAGCAGUACUUCUCCCGGUAGCCCCACUCACAAGCAGCCACAAAAUGGCUCUGGAAGUUUGGAUUAUUCAUCCAGGAGUGCCACGAGUCCUGAACUAAAUUUAAAGGGAAAGUCUCUCUACAUCCCCAUGGAAGAGAUCCUGCAGGAGCUGCAGGGGAUUGAGGACCACCUGAAUGAUUUGGAGAAACAGGGAGUGGAGAUGGAGAAACGACUACGCCAAUGUGAGGCAGAAGGAGAGGAGGACACUUUGGAUGCUUUAAUGGUGGAUUGGUUCAACCUGAUCCAAAAUAAGCAGGUUUAUAUGAGAAGGGAGUCAGAGCUGGUCUACAUCGCAAAGACCCAAGUCCUAGAGGAGCAGCAGCCAGGAGUGGAAGAAGAGCUGAGGAAACUGAUGGAUAAACCAGAGCAUUUAAAGACUACAGCAGACAAGCAGCAGGAGGAGGAGCUGAUGGUGAAACUGAUUAAGAUCGUUAAUGACAGGAAUGCCAUUGUGGUGGUGCUGGAUGAGGACAGGCUGAGGGAGGAGGAGGAAGAUCAACAGUUGCAUCAGAUGAUGGAGAAACUUGGCAAAAAGAAAGACAAAAGCAAGAAAAAAUCUCCCAUAAAAAAGUUGUUUAAGCGAAAAAGUAAAAAGACACCAUGAAGAAUUCACCCUGGGGGGAACCUGUACUGGUGGGGCUGUUCAGCUGUAGGUGCUGGUGACAUUUUCUUGAUACAUGUUUGAGGGGAU
Messenger RNA from Megalops cyprinoides (Indo-Pacific tarpon), 2385 nucleotides. It is a transcript of the gene micall2a, whose product is annotated as mical-like 2a. The record is from RefSeq and is a predicted model, not a curated record. The transcript is spliced from 18 exons. The coding region runs from base 4 to 2298 and encodes 764 amino acids. Gene Ontology annotation, molecular function: protein binding. NCBI's taxonomy places the organism in Eukaryota, Metazoa, Chordata, Actinopteri, Elopiformes, Megalopidae.